Molecule: messenger RNA, 1649 nt
Organism: Morone saxatilis (striped sea-bass)
Lineage: Eukaryota; Metazoa; Chordata; Actinopteri; Moronidae
Gene: prim1
Product: DNA primase subunit 1
Exons: 13
Coding region: 144-1439 (431 amino acids)
Biological process (GO): DNA replication, synthesis of primer
Cellular component (GO): alpha DNA polymerase:primase complex
Source: RefSeq, a predicted model, not a curated record
CUCCGCUUUCCUCGAGAGUUUUCCCGCGCUGCUCUUGGCGUAAAACAACACACUGAGCUGUCAGCCUGUAUUUACCGUCUCGGUGGCAGUUCAACAAUAUUUUUUAACAACUGUACCGGAGCGGUUGUCCACGUUGUCCGGUAAUGCCGUCCUCCGGUUAUGACUCGGCCUGUCUGCCGGACCUCUUACCGCUGUACUACCGCCGGCUGUUCCCCUUCUCCCAGUAUUACCGCUGGCUCAACUAUGGUGGAGUGCAGAAGAACUACUUUCAGAAUCGAGAGUUCUCCUUCACACUCAAAGACGACAUCUACGUCCGCUACCAGUCGUUCAGCACACAGAGUGAGCUGGAGAAGGAAAUGCAGAAGAUCAACCCUUACAAGAUCGACAUUGGAGCAAUAUACAGUCACAGGCCCAAUCAACACAACACAGUGAAGUCAGGAACCUUCCAGGCCCUGGAGAAGGAGUUGGUGUUUGAUAUCGAUAUGACCGAUUACGACGACGUCAGAAGCUGUUGCAGUGCUGCAGACAUUUGCUCAAAGUGCUGGACCCUGAUGACCAUCGCCAUUCGCAUCCUGGACAGAGCUCUUCGAGAUGACUUUGGUUUCCAGCACCUGCUGUGGGUUUAUUCCGGCAGAAGAGGAGUUCAUUGUUGGGUGUGUGAUGAAGCUGCCAGGAAGCUCUCUGUAGCAGCUCGCUCUGCAGUCGCUGAAUACCUCAGCUUGAUUAAGGGAGGUGAAGAAAUGGUGAAGAAAGUGGUGCUGCUGGAUCCAAUUCAUCCUUUUAUCAGAGAGUCUUUGGAUGUGGUGGAGCAAUACUUCCCCCAGUACGCACUACAGGAUCAGGACAUACUGGGCCGCAAGGAAUCCGUAGACAAAGUGCUGGCGCUUGUGCCUGAAGAUGUAAGAAAAGAUUUACAGCAGGACUUCCAGAACGCGAAGAAACCAGAGACCCGGUGGAAAUUGAUCAAGGAACAAGCCAAAAGGAAACAGGGCACUGCCAAGAAGGGCCAGUACUUUGAGAAGGAAAUCAUGCUGCAGUAUUGUUACCCCCGGCUCGAUGUGAACGUCAGUAAAGGGGUGAACCACUUGCUGAAGAGCCCCUUCAGUGUCCAUCCCAAAACAGGACGCAUUUCUGUCCCCAUGGACCUCAAAGAAUUGGAUACGUUUGAUCCUUUUGCUGUGCCCACAAUCAGUUUGAUCUGUGAGGAGCUGGAUCGACCACGGACAGGCGAAGAGGAGGAGAAGUCCGCGGAGGAGAAGUCCGACGACGUCAAGGAGAAGGAAAAUGAGAAGGAUGCAGCAGAAAGACGAAAGAUCAGAGAUUUCAAAAGAACAAGUCUGGCGAAGUACGUGAAAUACUUUGAUCAGUUUCUGGAUGGGAUGGCUCGUUCGUGGAAAGGAGAUCUUCUCAGAAAAAGUGAUCUUCAGAAAGAAUUCUGAAGUGGAUCAACAAUCAGAAAGAUACAAGAAGAGGCUGUUAGUGUGCAAACUGUCGUCAACAAUAACAAUAACUCCUUUUGUUAUUUUACUCUGAGACUCAGCAAUAAUACAUUCAUAAAUAAACAUAAAUCAUCUCCUUACUGUAGGAUUUUCACAGUAAAAUGCCAGUUUUUCAUGUUGUUUGUCUGCUUGUUGCCUCCUUUUUGUUUU